GUCUGCCUGUCUGUGCUGAGUAAAGCACAGCCACAAACCUUCUAGGCUUUAGCCCCGGAGCACACUGGCACUUGAACUGAAUUUCCAGAGGCAGCAUGGACAUCAAGGAGUAUUUUGCCAGGAUUUCUUACAAGGGCUCCCACAGUAAGCCAGACCUGGCUACCAUGUCAGAUAUAGUCCAGCACCACAUCCAAGCUGUUCCUUUUGAAAACCUGAGCAUCCACUGUGGAGAAAGAAUUGAGCUGGACCUGGAAGCGACAUACAACAAGAUAGUGAGGAAGAAACGUGGGGGCUGGUGCAUGGAAAACAACUACCUUCUGUCUUGGGUCCUGAAAACUCUUGGCUAUGAUGUCACUCUUCUGGGAGCAAAAGUUUAUGUCCCAGAGCUCGACGGCUAUCCAGAAGAUAUUGAUCAUUUGCUGCUACGAGUGGAUCUUGAUGGCAAAUCCUACAUUGUAGAUGUGGGAUUUGGGAUGGCCUACCAGCUGUGGCAACCAAUGGAGUUGAUUUCAGGGAUAGAUCAGCCUCAGACUCCCGGGGUCUUUCGUUUUCAGGAGGAGAAUGGGACAUGGUACUUGGAGAAAGUGAAAAGGAAGCAGUGGGUUCUGAACCCGAGCACCUCGACUUCCCCAAAUGUGGAAAAUGAAGUUUGCCGUCGGGUUUAUCUCUUUACCCUCCAGCCACGAGACAUUGAGGAGUUCAGGGGCUGCAAUGCCCACCUGCAGACAGCACCUGACUCCCUCUUUGUGACCAAAUCCAUCUGCAGCCUGCAGACCGCCGAUGGUGUCCGGGCACUGGUGGGGUGGAAACUCACAGAGAUAAAGUACAAUUAUAGGGACAAUAUGGAUCUUGUGGAAAUCAGAAUGCUUGCAGAUGAAGAAAUAGAGAAAACACUGAGGGAGAAAUUCAGUCUAACACUAGACAAGAAAUUUGUACCUGCCAAUACGAGCAAGUUAUCUCUGUUCUAACUCACUGCCUGGAUUACAAUUCAAUUCAGUGGCAUUACAGGCAAUUCUUCCCUCUCUUUCUGACAAGCAUCCAAAGGUUAAUCUUUCUCCUUCCAGCUACACCUGUGUAAGGCAGAACAUACUAUCAUGAAUCUGGAAAACAAAUGGAUUUUCACAACUAUUCCUGCAUUUCUCUUUAGGUUGGGUACCGAUAAUUUCUGCCAAGUUCAAUCAAAUCAUUACCCUUGUGUUUGUGCUUAGCGGGAAGCAGACUCAGCUCAUUCCCUACUCCUUCCAUCUCUUAAAAGCUUUUCUAAACACACCCAGUAUAGCUGGGCAGAAUGGUGGAGCUGUAUGUCUUUGUCUUUACUACCUGGUGCUGCCACCUGGGGAAAAUACCUGCCUCUAAAAUGAACACUAUAUUAUUUUGGGAGUGUAAUAGCCAAAGCCACAAAGACAUCCUGGGCCUGUUCUCUUUGUUCUCACAUCCACAACAGCCUCUCACAUGGCACUCAGGCCAUCCCACACCUGUGCAAAGUGACCAUGUGAGUAC
Messenger RNA from Melozone crissalis (California towhee), 1500 nucleotides. RefSeq names its product arylamine N-acetyltransferase, pineal gland isozyme NAT-3-like. NCBI's taxonomy places the organism in Eukaryota, Metazoa, Chordata, Aves, Passeriformes, Passerellidae. The record is from RefSeq and is a predicted model, not a curated record. Bases 96 to 968 code for a protein of 290 amino acids. Gene Ontology annotation, molecular function: acetyltransferase activity. The transcript is spliced from 2 exons.